AGGGAUCACGAGCACAUCUACACUUGAACUUGCUUUUCAGUGGGAGAUACGCUGCUUUGGCACAUGCCGCUCGGAGCUGUUCAUGUUGUCUGUAUUUUGUGCAGGAAGCAUCUAGCUAAUGAGUUCACGAAUCACGAGUCACAAGGAAGAAGCAAGCGUAAAUGCCGUAUGCAACCUCCGGCGUAUUGUUUUCUUCAGAGUGGACGCUUGAAUGACUUGUAUAAUCCCAAAUACGUUUUCAUCUCCGGUACUUGGUGUAUGUCUUUCACUUCCCUCGGGCGCGGACUUGGUACGUUCCGAGACGCCCUCAUCGUCUACGAGCAUUCAUGGGCACGGGUGCGGCUCUGAAUACACUGUCUGUGAUGCACAUCGUCAUGCAGAUGUUCCCGGUACCCAGCGUCCAGUCCGAGGCGCUGGUUGCGUUCAUGGGAA
Molecule: messenger RNA, 432 nt
Organism: Laetiporus sulphureus 93-53
Lineage: Eukaryota; Fungi; Basidiomycota; Agaricomycetes; Polyporales; Laetiporaceae
Exons: 4
Coding region: 64-348 (94 amino acids)
Source: RefSeq, a predicted model, not a curated record